This is a messenger RNA of Racocetra persica, 732 nucleotides long. The record is from the annotation of a GenBank genome assembly. NCBI's taxonomy places the organism in Eukaryota, Fungi, Glomeromycota, Glomeromycetes, Diversisporales, Gigasporaceae.
GCAGAUGAACUAAAAGAGGCGGAAAAGAAAAAACAUAAAAUAAAAGGGCUUGAAAAUCAUAAAGAGGGUCAAGAGAUUGAAACUACCGAUGUAAAUGAAAAAAUUCAUGAUCUUGAAGAAACACGAUGCUUAGAUGAAAAUGCUAAAUCAUCAAAAGGACAAAAUUGUAUAAAUGAGCAGUUGAAUAGUGAUCAGGAUGAUAAGGGUGGAGAAGAUAUAAAAGGCAGAAUUGCACAAGAUGAUAAAGAAAAAACUAAUUUACCAUAUAACACAAAAGAUGAAGAAUUAUCAAAGCAUUUUGAAUCUGCAGGUGUUCCUUUAUCAAUCCGCUUAAUUACUGAUAAAAAUACAAAAAAACAAAAGGGAUUUGCUUUUAUUGAGUUUGAUAAUUCACAAUCUAUGAAAAAAGCUUUGAUAUUUCACCACACAAUUUUCAAGAAAAGACAGAUAAGAGUCGAAUUAACGGCUGGUGGCGGCGGUAAUAAAAGCGAAAUCCGCCGUAAAAAACUUGAAAUAAAGAAAAAGCAAUUAAAAAAUGAAAGACAAAAGUUUCAUAAGACUUAUAUUGCGCCCGCAAAGUCUAAAUGUCCUCAAGUUGAUGAUCAUAAUGAAUCAGCUUCAAUGUUAAAAGCCACUUCCCAACCUGAUCACAAGGUACAAACUAAAAUUAAGAAACCAAGAUUAAAGGGUUCAAAUGCUAUUAAACUUAAUAACGUUAGAGCCUUUGGAUGA